AUGGCUUCGGAAGCAGCAUCUCAAGUCACCAUCGGUGCUCUUAGUGGCAUCUUCGAUCAAACUAAACCCCAAGUACCGGAGCCAAUUGUUCAGUGUGUCCAGAUCAAGUCACUGCCCGCUCAACCGGGACAACCAGAACGGUACCGGGCCGUUUUCAGCGACAUUGCCAACUAUGUUCAAACCAUGCUUGCUACGCAGGUCAACCCUGUUGUUCUAGAUGGUUCGCUCCGCAAAGGCACUUUUGUGAAACUCAAGUCUUUCCAGGCUAAUUCUGUCAAGGGAAAAAACAUUCUCAUCAUCUUGGAACUCGAGGUUCUCAAGGAGCUAGGCGAGGCUGAAAAAAUCGGCGAACCUAAGCCACUCGACGCCAAAGCCGAGGAAGAAGAGGCUGCUCAGCCUACAACAAUCUCCAGCGGUGGGUUCUAUGGCAACAAGGUUGAGGCGGCUCCGUCUCAGCCAGCUAGACGAGCCCAGCCCGCUGCCGCGCCAGCCUCCGCUCACGCCACAAUUUACCCCAUCGAAGCGAUCUCGCCCUACUCCAACAAAUGGACGAUGAAAGCUCGAUGCACUCAGAAGUCCGCCAUCAAAACAUGGCACAACAAGAAUGGCGAGGGAAAACUGUUCAGUGUGAACUUGUUAGAUGACAGUGGUGAAAUCCGUGCCACAGGAUUCAAUGACCAGUGCGAUAUGCUGUACGAACUCUUCCAAGAGGGAAGCGUGUACUAUAUCUCCAGUCCCUGUCGUGUUCAAAUUGCCAAGAAGCAAUUCUCAAACCUCAACAAUGACUAUGAGCUCACCUUUGAGAGAGACACAAUCGUCGAGAAGGCCGAGGAACAAAACGAUGUCCCGCAAAUUCGAUACAACUUCACCACUGUUUCCGAUUUGCAGACCGUUGAGAAAGAUACCACUACCGAUGUUAUUGGCGUUCUUAAAGAAGUCGGAGAGACAUCUCAGAUUACAUCAAAGAGCACUGGAAAGCCAUAUGACAAACGUGAAAUCACGCUGGUCGACAAUACAGGAUACUCUGUUCGUUUGACCAUUUGGGGUGCUACCGCAAACUCCUUCUCUGUGGCGCCCGAGUCCGUUGUCGCAUUCAAGGGAGUCAAAGUCUCCGACUUUGGUGGAAGGAGUCUAAGUCUAUUGAGCUCGGGGUCUAUGACUGUUGACCCUGAUAUUGGAGAGGCUCACAAACUCAGAGGCUGGUACGAUGCCCAAGGUAGAUCAGAGAACUUUGCUUCCCAUGCUUCGUUGUCAGGCGCAACAAGCUCGGGUAAAGGUGAUAGUUACAAGACUAUCGCACAGGUCAGAGAAGAACAACUUGGCAUGUCCGAGAAGCCUGAUUACUUCUCUCUCAAAGCCACCGUGAUUUACAUCAAGCAAGACGCCAACUGGGCGUACCCGGCGUGUCUCUCUGAGGGUUGCAACAAGAAGGUGACCGAAAUGGAUCCUGGUCAGUGGCGAUGCGAGAUGUGCGAUAAAACCCACCCCAAGCCGGAGUAUCGAUUCAUCAUGCCCAUCAGUGUCAGCGACCACACCGGUCAACUUUGGUUGAGUUGCUUUGACGAGACUGGCAGGACCAUCAUGGGCACAACUGCCGAUGAACUGAAGCAACUUGUUGAAGAUGACCAGGGUGCUGUUGGUGAAGUUUUCCAAGGAGCCAAUUGCCAAACCUGGAGCUUCAGAUGUCGUGCUAAGAUGGACAACUUUGGGGAUCAACAACGUGUUCGCUACCAAGUCUCAUCUUGCUCGCCUAUCAAUUACUCGGAAGAGGCCAACCGUCUGUCCGCCCUGAUCAGCGCUUACAAUCUCGAGUAA
Penicillium salamii is the source of this 1815-nucleotide messenger RNA. The record is from the annotation of a GenBank genome assembly. NCBI's taxonomy places the organism in Eukaryota, Fungi, Ascomycota, Eurotiomycetes, Eurotiales, Aspergillaceae.